Molecule: messenger RNA, 6941 nt
Organism: Gigantopelta aegis
Lineage: Eukaryota; Metazoa; Mollusca; Gastropoda; Neomphalida; Peltospiridae
Exons: 14
Coding region: 802-5343 (1513 amino acids)
Biological process (GO): exocytosis; intracellular protein transport
Cellular component (GO): exocytic vesicle; plasma membrane
Molecular function (GO): small GTPase binding; neurexin family protein binding
Source: RefSeq, a predicted model, not a curated record
GGCGUAGCUUUUGCUCUGUUGUUGCUUGCAGUCCUGAACUUUUAUUAGGACACUCUUUGAAGAGUUUUAGUACAAAUUUGGACGUACACUAUCGUUUAAUGAUGAUACCCAGACGUACCUGUGCUCAGAUCUUGGAGUUGUGAUAUAUGUUACAGUGACCUGAACAUACAUCCUACAAUGGUGCUUUUUCCAGAAUGUUCCUAAUGAAAAAGAAGAAAAAGAAGAAAAAGAAAAGAUUUUCCAAACUUGGUGGAGAUACAUGUAUCUUUGGACAAGAAACAAAGUUAUAGCUUAUCAUAUACCUUGUGAUGGUUUAGGACAUUUGCUUUUAAUUUUUCUCAAGUGCCUUUAUUGAAGUUUUGUCUUCCACAAAUUUCAAUUUAGGGCUUCCAGUAACUAGUGCUUCUCAACAGUUGAAAAGCUGAAUAUAUUUUUGAACUAUUUUAUAUUAACAUUGUUUCUGUUAACUUGAUAUUGACAUUGUAAAUGUGAUAUGAAUAUUCUUGGAUUAUUUUUGUAUAUAAAUACAUAAAAACUUUUUUUUAUGUAAUCUUGAAGGAAAUAUCUCAGAGAUUGUUUGUCAAUUUCCUUGAAAAAUAACAGUAAGUCUUUCAUACAGUCAUAUAAAAAGGUCUUUCAUGUUGUAUACCAAAACUUAAGACAUUUUAUUGGAUGAAAAUAAGACAUUUUGUUUACUUAAAACAAAUGAAAGUGAUUCUGACUGGAUAGCUUUAAUUAGAACUGUAAUAGCAAAAUCUGAUUGGAUACCUUUAUACUGUUGAUACGUUUCAUUGGACGAAGAUGGAAAACUUGAUCAACUUGGAUUCUCUUUCUGAGGAAGAAAAGAGUUUGAUUCUCAGUGUCAUUAAAAGAGAUGAAGAGCUCAAACAUGGACAAGACAGCAAAAUUGCACAACUUAAAAUUGAGAUUCAUAACCUACGCAAACAGAGUAUUCUUCGUGGUGAAGACAACUCUAACAAGAUCUGUAUACGCUGUAGAAAGCAGUUUGGAUUCUUCUUUGACACGGGUGAGAUUUGUACGCACUGCAAGUACAAAAUCUGCAACAUGUGUCGGGAAACUCUGGUGUCUGGCGGAUGGCUCUGCACUCUCUGUUACAAACAAAUGCAGCUGAAGUGGAUGACUGGGGAAUGGAUUUACGGUACCACAAAGAAAUGUCCAAGGUAUAUGCCUUCUGGCGGUGAUGUCAUCAAAGCCUCCAUUAGACGGUCUACAAGCAACAGAAAUAUUGCAAGGACUGACGACAAUGUUGAUGGUGGCGCCGGCAUUUCAAAAUCGAGUUCUGCCAUCUCGAGUAGAGACAACCUCGACAGAAUUACCUCCCCACAGGAAUCGGACAAGAUGCGGCUGUCUCACCUGUUCAGUUCUUUCAAAUCGGGGAAAGCAGACGUGCCUGAUUCAGAGGUCAGUGUUCAGCACAUUUCCUGCAGACGGCGAGUGGAUUCCGACACUGAUUCUUCUGAUGACGAGAGACCCGUGGAGAUGACCAAAGCAGCAUCCAUCCACAGCUCUGUAGCACUGUCUGAACAUGGUAACAGUUUGCCCAAACAGCAAGUAUCUUCAGAAACAGAAAGCAUGACAGAUUCACCCAGAAUUCCCAAUUCACCUAGAAUUCCCAAAAAGAAUGUUGUGGUUGAGACUAGCGUACCGUCGAUUCUAGAAAAUGGCCACUCUCUGGCAGGUGAUGACGGUUGCAUUUGUAAUGAGUUCCACGAGUUGGAGCCUGGGGAUUCUGAAGAUGGUCAGAGGGGCAGUGUGGGGAGGGGGAUCAAAGAAUGGGAAGAGAAGCUUUCCAGAAAACCUCUUUCUCCUCAUGCAUCUCCUCAUGUAUCAUACUCUGUUUCUGAACCUGAAUCUCCCCCUAGGGCCAACGUAUCUCCCUCUACCUUAGGACGUGAAUCUUCUUCCAGCACUCGGCAUGAUGGGAGUCAUUCACAUGGCAAUCAGCUGGCUGGUAACCUUGUUUCAGACGCCAGUCAUUCAGUCUCUGCUCUACAGCACUUCUCUAGUUCGGUGAACCGUAAAAGUGAUACUGAUCCUCUUGUCGAACACCACUCUUCUCCUGUCACUAAUAUUACUGCAUACACUUCUGUUCAUUCCCCAAAAGCAGAAAGUAGACACAAAACAACACAUGAAACAGCUUCUAAGGAUCUGUGUUCACUACAGGAACACAAUGAAUGCGACUACAGUAAACGACCGGUCAUUGAUGACGAGGGAGAUCCAUUUGCAGUCAGGGCUGUGAACAUUCCUGAUAUUGUCCAGCAGUACUUUGAUGCUGACAAUGACCUUUCAGACUGUCUGAGCAUCAUCACCGAAGCCACAGAACCCGAUUCUGAUGAACAGAAUGCUACAUGUAGUGACACGACUUCAACAGGAACCAUGCAUGAAGGUGACUUGGAUAAAGAAUUUGAUGAAAUUUACAGCAACAAUUUGAUAUAUGGUCAGUACCUUGAUUCAAGCCUCUCAAUGUCACUGCUUUCUACAGAUGAUGAUGUCUCAGACCCAGGAAGCCUGAUCAAGAAAUCCCAUUUUGUGAAAAAAGGAAAAAAGUCACCAAAACGAGACCGCCGUGUGAAAGACAACAAUGCUUUAAAAGAUACAACUAAUAAGAAAAACAAACCUGAGAUUAAAUCUGUUUUGGAUUCAAAAAUUAAUACACACAUUACAGGUGAGGCUAUGGUGGGUAAAUAUGUUCAGGAAGAAUGUGUCGGUCAGACAUAUGCACAGCUUUGUGUCGAUAAACAAUCUGAUACUACAAAUACUGACAUUCUAGACCAAGAAUCUGACCCAUCUCUUCAUGAUAAUUUACCUAAUCUGACUGGGGAAUUGAAGCACAGUUCUAACAGUAAAUCGACCAAAGAUACAGGAGUCGCAAAGGUGGAUGAUAAUGUUAUAUUAAAAGUAGAGAACUCAAAGAAUGCUGAAAACAGAAAUAAAGAAAUGAUUGAUGGAAAAAAUAGAGAAGAGAAACAUUCUGACAUUGGCAAGAACAAAGAAGUUGCAAAAAAUGCUUCCUGUGUGGUCAAAGAUGGUAUUCAGAGUAAUUUGAAAAAUGUAAUUGGUGAUGAUACAGAUGGUAAGGGCAUUUACCAGGAACUUAAAUAUACGUCAGAGCAAGUCCAUCAAGAAUCUACUGCACAAGACCAGAACACUCUGGAAAACCAACCAGUUACUGAUGUUCUGCAGUCUGAAACAGGUGAUGUUUCUCCUGUGAUAGCUGAUGAUCUUAAUGCAAAAUCUACAGAAAAUUCUACUUCACACCCUGAAAUUAUAGCCGCAGAGAAACAUACUCUUAAUGAGUUGGCAGUGAAUGAGGCAGCAAAUGAGUUACAAUCUGACAACAAACUUGAUACUUUAGAGUCAGUAGAAAUCAGUGCAGCUGGUUCUGUUUCUGAUAAUUCUACAACAGUUGUGAACCAUGAGACUUUACCUGCUAGAAGUGAUGCUGAGAAUUAUUUAGAAGUUGGUCCUGAUGGAGCGUCUAAUCAAAUAACACUGACUGCAGAGUCUAACAGUAUAUCACCUCCAUUCGAUCACACAAAUACUGAUUUGAAUUCUACCACCCUUUCAUCUCCUGAUGCUUGCACAGAUGCUUUUGUAGAUUCUAGCACUCUCUCUCAUACAGAGACUUGUAUUGUUGUUUCUAAUACUAAUGAAAACGGUGAUCAUGAAACUGAUAUACUAACAGAUUCUAAUACACUAACAGGUGACAAGGCAGAUUCACAAAUCCAUUCUAAUGAAAGUGCUCCAGACCAUUCUAACAAAAACACUCUAUCAGAUUCUGACACUCCUGCACCAGCACACAAUACCACUGGAUUGGCAGAUCCAGAUUCUAAUGCACAAGCAGACUGUAGCAACGAAACCACUACAGCAGUAGAUCCUUCUUUGCCUCAGCUUCUCAUCUCAUCUCAGUCUCCCUGCUCUGCAUUAGCUCCUACUGAUCAGAAUCACUCGGUGUCCACACCAGCAGAUGCCAACUGUCGGCCUGUAAUGACAGUUUCACCAGGAGAGUCUGUAGAGCAGGAGAACACCAUACAAGAUUCCAGCCUGGCUCCCCAUGUGAAGGUUACCUCGGAGACGGGGUCUGAUGAGACUGGUAGUCAUGGCGGUGACAGCGGCCACAUCAGCGGAACCUCUGCGGAGAAUACGCCAGAACACAAGCCACGCUGUCCACAGCACCUGUCAAUUCCAUCGCUGGUGUGCACAUCAGCUGACGAGAAUGACCAUGAAGAUGAUGAACACGAAGACAUUGAUGACCUGGUGUGCACGCUUCAUCCCCGAAACACACUCAGAAGUCAUCUGACCGACAGCAGAGAGAGUCUGUACAGUAUCUACAGCGAUGCCGGGGAGAUCAACUAUGGCAAGAUUCCGGUAACCGGGGAGAUCCUCUUUGGACUGGACUACAACUACAAGUCUGGUGCUCUUGAAAUAUACAUCAAACAGUGCAAAGACCUGGCGCCUGUGGAUACCAAGAGAAAUAGAUCUGAUCCUUACGUGAAGACAUACCUUCUACCUGAUAAAACAAGAAGUGGUAAACGGAAGACCAAAAUUAAAAAGCACACACUGAACCCAAAAUUUGAUGAGGUUAUUAGAUAUGUAAUAUCAAAGAGUGAGAUAGAGAAUCGUGUCCUGUGGGUGACUGUCUGGCACAAUGAUCGGUUUGGCCGGAACGACUUUCUAGGUGAGGUGAUGAUCUCACUGGAAUGUUACAAGUUCGGAGACUCUGCUCCCAGAUGGUAUCUUCUUCAGGAACGGCUGGAGCUUCCCGAAAGCUCACUGUGUUACAAGGGUGAUCUAGUGAUGUCGCUGAAGUAUGUAACUUCAGACAAGAUUGACAGUCCAUCGAAGAAAGAAAAGUCUAAGAAAAUCAAAGAAACAAGUAAAGGCGAACUGCAUGUGUUUGUCAAAGAGUCGCGCAACCUAACGGCAGUGAGGUCUAACGGCACAUCAGACCCAUUCUGUAAAGGCUAUCUGCUGCCGGAGAAGAACAAGAGCGUGAAGCAGAAGACUCCCGUUGUGAAGAGGAACUGUAGUCCCGAGUGGAAUCACAUCUUCCUGUUCGAGGACGUCAGUCUGGAGGAGCUGGCCGGUCGCAGUCUCGAGCUUACUGUCUGGGACCACGACCGCAUCACCAGCAACGACUUCCUCGGCGGGGUCCGGCUCAACCUCGGUACAGGAGCAUAUAACGGACUACCUGUGGAGUGGAUGGACGCACAUGGACAGGAGGUGUACAUAUGGAAGUCGAUGCUGGAACGACCAAACACCUGGGUCAACGUGACUGUUGGACUAAGACAUACGAUGGGCAAGAGUGAAAUAAAGAAAUGACGGAACCUUCACUGAAGUUCCACUGCCAUCUACACAGCUUGUGUUGAUCACAAGAAUCAGUUGCCUUUACACCUGAUGGUGGUUUUUCUCAUUUUUGAAUGUACGAAUUCAAAAAAGCAUUACCGUAUUCAUUUGCAUAAGUUGCAUUAUGCUGGGUUAUGAGUUAAAGACUUGAAAUUUUUAUGAAUAAUUACUGUUAUCAAAUUAAGGAUAGUGGCUAACUUUUGGGAAAAAACAACCCCACACACAAAAAAACCCUCACAAAACAAGCUUUAUGCUACAUAUUAUGCAAAGAGUCAUUUAAUAUUCUGUACAUUGUUAUUUUGGAAUAUAGUUAAUGUGCUCAGUUUCUAACAUUAAUAAAUCUGUGAAAAGAAAUUAUAAGUUUAAAAAUGUCAGUUCACAUGGGGUUCCAAUUUGUUGUCGAGUCUCAAAAGUAGAUAUAAAGGAGAUAUAAAGGAAGCUGUCUUGACAAGUGUUGCAAUUACUGAUUGUUUCACAGUAGGCUACACAUUGCAAGAAUGUUAUCAUUAGAUUUUCCUUAUUGAAAAAACACCCCCAAAAAUGAGCAUUAAAUAAGUAAAAUUAAAAUGUAAAUUGGAAUUUAAAUUCAGGAUAUGUUAUGUCAUAGUAUGAUUAAAUGAUAGAUUUAAAAAAAAAAAAAAAAAAAAUAGAUCAUUUCAGAAAAAAAGGUGAUUUGUAUCGUUACACAUGUAUUAGCAAAUUGCCAUUUAAUUUUAUUUUUUUUAAUGAAUAGGAAAAUAAAUAUAAUUGUAGAUAUGACAUUCUUGUAACUGACCCAGGUACUUGUAUUGAUACCUAAUGACUGAAUGAGAUGCUGGGACGAAUGAGAUGCUGGGACGUUGUUAAACAAACAUUAGGAUAAAAAAAUUGGCAAUUGAUUACUUAGUCCUCGUUUAUUGGAUGCCAAACAUUUGAUAAUGCCGACACAUUGUCUUCAGAGCAAACCCACAACAUUUAUCCAGUAGCAGUAGGGGAUCUAUGCAAUUUCAGAAACAAGAUAGCACAUACCACAGCUUUUGAUAUGCCAGUGGGGAAUGGGUCCACUGAGAUGGUACAGUUUUCUUCGAUCAAAGUACCUCAGGCAAAUACUCUACCGACAAUCAUUAACACAUUUGGGGCAGAUUAAAAAGAGGAUCUUCUUUAUCUGGACAAAAGGGGAACAUGUAAACUAAAAUGGCACAUUUCAUAUUUUUCAGGGGGUGGGUUGGGGAGGUACUGCCUCCAGCCCAUCCCCAAAAGUAUGACCUAAAGGUUUUCACUGUACUCUUGUUAUCUGGUUUGUAUAAUGGCUAGAUUAUCAGUUGUGUUCACGCUGCAGUAGUUACCUGAUAACAGAUGCCCGCAGGGUACUCACUCGCUCAACUGUUUAGAAAAUGUUAUGUGUGUCAUAAAUCAAAAAGAUAAAACCUGGUUGUCAUAAUAAGGCAUAAAUAUUCAUGUUGAACAUUUCUAACUAUAAAGUUAAAAGUUUGUUUUGUUAAACUGGAGCAUAUUGAUUAAUUAAUCAUCGACUAUUGGAUGUCAAACACUGGGUAUCUCUGACAUGUAGUCAUCAGAGCAAUCCUGCAACAGUU